This is a messenger RNA of Phyllotreta striolata, 2112 nucleotides long. The record is from the annotation of a GenBank genome assembly. NCBI's taxonomy places the organism in Eukaryota, Metazoa, Arthropoda, Insecta, Coleoptera, Chrysomelidae.
UUACGACAGUAAUUAAAAACCGAGCGUUGUUUUUUCGACGGCACAAUAAAAGAAUCAAACAGCAAAUACCUGGCUUCAGUUCACCGGUCCACUUCAAUUAAACAAUGUUUACCUUUCGAAAAAUAAUAUUUACGGUUUGCGUCGUCCUUUCGACGAUCGUCCUCGUCGAUUCCAAUGUCCUGAGGAACGACGCCUCCGAUGGCGAUGACGUCGAUAACGAGACCGUCGAUUAUUACGAGAACUUAAUCAACAGCGAAAUGGAGAAAGCGAUGAAAUUCAAACGGCCUACCAGCGCCAAAAUGCACGAACCCAACGAUACCCAAAUCAGAGAUUUCGGUUCGUUCGAUUUCAUCGUAAUCGGAGCGGGCUCGACGGGCUCGGUGAUAGCCAGCCGGCUGUCGGAGAUACUCGGCUGGAGAAUUCUGCUGCUCGAAGCCGGCAAAUAUCCCAACAAUUUCACCAUGAUUCCGGGAUUCUUCGCGGUCCAGGCGAUGACCGAAUAUAAUUGGGGAUUCGUCAGCGUUCCGCAGAAGACGGCGUGCUUAGGAGCGGUAGGGAAGCGUUGCGUCGUGCACAGGGGCAAAGGGAUCGGCGGGACGUCCCUUCUAAACCAACUAAUUUACAGCCGAGGCAAUCCGAUCGAUUACGAUAGAUGGUCGGAUCUGCUCGUCGACCCCACCUGGCGAUACGAAAACGUGCUGGGCUAUUUCAAAAAAUCCGAGGACUUCCACAAAACCAACCAAGAGGCGCCGCUCGAUUGGAACUACCACGCCGCCGGCGGCAAAUGGUACACCAGCUUCCACAUGCCGCCCAACAACCUCACCAAGAUCUUCCUCAAGGCUAACGAAGAAUUGGGCGUCAACGUCACCGAUUACAACGGCAAAGACGAAUUGGGCGCCACCGUUUUGCAAUUGAACGUGAAAAACGGCAGGAGGUACGACCAAGCCACCGCUUUCAUCCAACCGGUGAACUCCAGAGAAAAUCUAAUUAUAUCCCCCGAGAGCUACGUCAUAAAAAUAGAAAUUAACAACCAAACGAAGUUAACUACGGGAGUUUUGUUUACGAAAAACGGUAAACUAUACAGAGCGAAAGCGAACAAAGAGGUAAUUCUAUCGGCAGGAGCCGUUUCGUCGCCUCAAUUACUCAUGCUGUCCGGUAUAGGACCCAGAGCGCACUUGCAAUCGAACAACAUCCCAGUUGUGGAGGACCUCAAAGUCGGCUCGAGCCUCAGAGAUCACGUCUUCUGCGCCCUGCAAUUCUCCACCAACGUAACCACCCCGCAUUCAACCUUAAAGGGAUUAAUUACCGACUACCUCAAAGGUUACGGGGAUUUAACAGCGGGCAAUCCACUGGACGCAGCCGCUUGGUACCAAACGAAACUAGACAAAACCCCCGGCUACCCCGACAUAGAAAUCAUACCGACCUCCUUCACUCCGUCGGACAUCGGACGAAAAUUCCUGCAAUGGAAACCCGAAACGUACAAAGAACUCAACGGCAAACUGAACAAAACUUUCUCCCUCACCAUCGUCCUGCUGCGAACCCGAUCCGCCGGCACCGUACGAUUGCCCAGCAACAACCCCUACGCCUACCCGCUCAUCGAUUGCAACGCGCUCAGCGACAAGAGCGACAGAGACAUCGGCACGAUGUACGAGGGCAUCGAAAUGAUCAGGAAGCUCACGCGAACGCCGACGUUCGCUAAAAUCGGCCUCACACUGGAAACGCGACCGUUGUCGGCCUGCUCGGCGCACGAGUUCCAGUCGAAGGGCUUCUGGAGGUGCUACCUCAGGCAUCUGUCGGUGCCGGCCUUCCAUCCGGUGGGCACCUGCCCGUCGGGCGCGAGCCCCGCCGACGGGGCGGUGGUCGACGGGAAUCUCAAGGUGUUCGGCGUGGGGAAUCUGCGCGUGGUCGAUGCCAGCGUUAUACCGUUCACGAUGGCCGGCCAUCCCAACGCCGUGUGCACCAUGAUAGCCGAGAAAAUCGCCGACGAGAUCAAAUUCGAACGGAACGUGUUCGAGUGAAAUCGCACUCGUGCAAGAAUAUGACAAUUUUUUUUUCGUGUCUCUCUAUUAGCAUUUAAAUAAAAAGUUCUAAUUGUUACGUUUUUUAAUUUUU